Molecule: messenger RNA, 5635 nt
Organism: Pocillopora meandrina
Lineage: Eukaryota; Metazoa; Cnidaria; Anthozoa; Scleractinia; Pocilloporidae
Source: the annotation of a GenBank genome assembly
UUCUUUGCCUUGGAUAAUGCUACCUACUGUAGCGAUUGUUCCCUCAGUGAGUCCUGUUGUUCAGAUAAAGUCUGUAGACAGAGAUGUUACUAUUGUUCGUACGACUACCAGUGUGGGACGAAAGAGCGACACUGGCGAGCAAUGCUGUAAUAGCAAAUGCAUCAGUAGUUCGAUUUCUUGUUCCUGCACGUAUGACUACCAAUGUGACAUUGGAGAGGAUUGUUGUAGGGGAGUUUGUUCCUCAUACUGUGAUUGGAGCGGAGGAGCUAUUGCAGGCGCCAUUAUCGGUACAAUUAUCUUCUUCGCCAUUAUCAUUUCCAUCGUAUCCUGCUGCUGCUGUGCUUGUUGCCCGUACUACCUCUAUCGUACACCCGGUACUGUGAUCAUCACUGGCGAACAGCCACAACAACAAAUGGUCUCAACUCACACACACAUGACGAAGCAACAAGUACAUGUUCCUCCGUCGGUGAACUACAAUCAGCCUCCUCCAGCUGGUUACAACCCGCCUCCUCAAGGCUUUAAUCAGGCACCUCCGCCUUACCCGGGUUAUCCACCGCCACCAAACCAAUAUCCUCCACCGCCGGGAAAAGCUCAAGCGGCGCCGUUUUAAAGUACGCCGGAAGCGGCUAGAACACGAAAGAAGCGUAAGGAGAAACACGAGACGUAGUCGGCUUGUCGCAUUGCGUGCAAUUGAAUUAGAAACGUCAGGGUCUUGUGAUUUUGCGAGACCUCGUGGUUAAAAAAAUAAUAAAUGAUUGAGUUGUAAAAUAUAGUACUUAACUUUGUGGUGGAAGCAUUUUACGCGAUAAUUCUUUCUGGUCCUUCGAGCCGGAUAACGCUAAUCAUGAUUCAGCUGAAAGGUUAAGGAGCUUGGGCCGCCUGUGCGCCAGUGAUUAUGCUAUUUUGCGAAACGAAACGAAACAAAACCAGGCGAAACUAAAAGAAUAAUGAAGUAUAUUAUCCAAUAUUCAAAAGAUAACUUUCACAAGGAUUUUGAAGUAAACGCUAGUCGUUAAGGAGGAUUUUGAAGUAAAUGUAAGUAGUUAAGGGCAAUUUUAAUUUAUUUAAUUGAAAUUGUAAUUUCAUGCCAGUGAGUCUACCAAAUUCAAGUUAUGUGGAGAAAUGAAUGGGUGAACUUGACAUCAUCAUGCAAAUGGUCGACUUCACAUCAUCAUGCAAAUUGCUAAUCUACCGUACAAAAAGGUCCAAAACAAACAUGGUAAGCAACUGAAUUUCAUGUAUCACUUUGUGUUAGAGCACACAAGAGGACUUGUGAGACCUGCUUCUCUCUCAUUUGCCAGAACAAGAUUGAACUUCUGGUACCAAUCAAAAUUCAGAAUGACCGUGACAGUUUGGAACUGAUCUGUUAAGACUGUGCUUUUAAGGGGUCUACAGAUGUGAUUAGAACCUUGGGUCUCCGAGGAUACCUGAUGGUUAUCUAAUCCACAUCAAUUAGCUCUAACUUUUAACUAUAAAUGUAAAAAAUGCCAGUUCCAUUGAACUGUCUUAAUAAAAACUCAACAAAGUCUAAGCUAAGUUAAUUAAAGUGUACUUUGGUGUUCUAAACAAGCAGAAGUAAAUUUUUCACAAACAACAAAUGUUGAGCUCAUAGCGUGUGUACAGUUUAAAGUAUUUGAAAAAUUUACAGGUGCUUAUCAUAUGAGAAAUCAUGUUAUUAAUUAUCCAUAACGUAUACAUGAAAGAUACACAUUUACAGGAAAUCAACAAACUGAUGGCAGAUAAAUUUUACAGUAUUGACUAAAUGAAGUGCAUGCCAUCAAAAUUUGUCCUUCAGCGGAAUUCUUACUCAGGAAUGUAAUUUUUUAGUGUUUAUCAAUAUACAUAGAAGUAUCCAAGCUCUUGUUUAUUUUUGUCAGCUACUGCAUUUAUCAAUCAGAACCUACUUUGUGUAAAUCUGAUUGGUUUCUAAUGUGAUCUAUUGUUGCUAAGCCUAGUUUAUAUUAUUUUGUACAUGAGUUAUAAAUUUUUCACUAAUGAUAAAUGAAAAAGGCACCUAGCUAGCUAUUUUCAGCCAACCAAAAAGGUGUAAUUUUAUGAAGUAUGAAGAGAGUCUAGAAGACUGCCAAGCUUGAAGGAAGUCAUGAGAUGUUAAGGUCUGAAUAAUUCUGGCCGUAUAACUUGGAAAACAUAUCACUAAUCACAUUUCAGUUAACAUUAAAGCACUAGGCUUCGAUUCAUAUUUUAAUAAAAGCAAAACCACUUCGCUACUGAGUUUCAAUGGAUUACUCCCUAAAGUUUGGAGACAAUCACAAUAGACAUUUAGCACCUUGUUAACGACAAACCGCAGUUUCAGGUUAGGCGUUAGAUGUUUGUGACUUUUAUUGGUUUAGCUAUGUAAACAUGAAAGUAUAAUUUCAUUUAAAGAGGCCGUCAAAUUGAAUUUCCAGACAACAGCAGUGUUUGAUUUUCUAAUGGCAACAAAAAAGUCCUAUUUUCACUACUGGCUAAAAAUGGUUUAUUCUAUUCGUAUUCAAUGACAUGUAAUGCCAUGGGUGGUAAGGUAUUUUGCAGUUUAACCAAAAUUUUAUCUUUGCAUGUACUAAAAAGACUGGUUAAGUAAUUUUCUCACUGAGAAUGUGGUAUAAACAGAAAUUCAGGAUAAAAAAUGUUCCAGUAAAUGACUUAUGUGAAAUGUGCGCAAAGAGAGUCAAUAAUGACUCCUAAGUUUCAAUGUGGUAUGACCUGCACUGAAGGUCCAGACCAUGAAAUGUUGGCCUGUCAGAGCUCAACUCCAUGCUGUAAUCCGCACUUAGAAGACACGUCGACUGUAGGAAAGCCGGCAUGUGAAAUCUAAGCAACAAAGAUGAAUGAAAAACUAGAUUAAAAAACGAUCUUCGACAGCGUGUUACAGCCACCAUUGCAAAAUGGUCGCUUUCUGAAGCUUUGAAGCUUAGGUGACUUAGCCAAGCAUAGACUGAAACCAAUCUUCGACAAUAAUAAACCACGUGACAAGCGAUCUGUUCACUGUGAUAAAUCCAGCUAGGAAUAAGUAUCUUGGAUCAUGACGUAGUGUGGUUUACACCUCAUGUAAACCACGCAAAAACAGGUACAGGAUAAACCAAUAAUUGUAUAAAAACUUAGGAAAAUGCAAGCAUAAAAAACAAAGUUUAUUUCCAACAGAAAGCUUGGGUGAAUACAAUUAUGCGUCUAGUUUCAUUCUGAUAUUGACGUUGGUUUAACAGUCUCUCCACUCUACAUUCUGCUGAUUCAUUUGCAAUUUUUUUUCUUUGAUAAUGAGAUUAGGUUUGGCAACCGCCUUUUUUCUUGAUUCAGAAGAUUCAUUUGCACGUUUCUUUUCCUUGAUCAGACGCUGCUGUGCCAGCCUCUUUUCCCUAGAUUCCUCACUUUCAUUUACCUUUCUUCAUUUCUCAUAUUCAUGUUUAGCAAUCACUCGUUUUUCUUUUUCUUCUGGCGUUUCAGUUAAAGACUUUUACUUCGUUUUCAUAUGUUAUGUUUGGUUUCUUUUAUUUAUGAAAGGCAAAUGUUCAAUUUUUGGACUCUCGUGAGCAUUUUGCAAAUCAAGUUCAUUAUCUCUGACAAAGACACCUUUAAUUUCAAAAGGAACAAACCCUAUUUGUAAGCAGGAAAUGUUCAAAUAUGAUACAAGGUUUUCAAUUCCUUCAAUGGUAAGCAAAGUGAAUUUCCCAAAUGAGUGGGGCAUCCCAUGAAAAUCCCUGGAAUGAGCAUCAUUCAAGCUUUGUUCUGAAUUCUUAAUCACUGCAACAGUAUUUAUUCCAAUCAUUAACAAACAACACUUGUAGUUAAGUUGACAAUUUGAAAACACUUCUGUCAGAGAAUUUUCAAGAGACAUGUAUGGCCCAUUAUUUAUGAACAAACUUCCUGUUAAUGACUCACUAUAUUCUAAUGUGUAUACAUUAUUGUACAUUGAAACAAUGUAUGGAACAUCAGUUAAAAGCAAAUAAUCAUUUGUUUAGACAGAACAUCUUAUAGAAGUAUACAAAUUAUUUCCAUUGGUAAGAAUAUUAUUCAAAAGGGAAGAAGUCCACAAAUUGAUAUCUUCUAUGUAAUGAUAAAUAAUAGCAGUAAGUGACAUUGCAACACAGACACACUCAGUGGUGCAACCCGCACCGAUAGAUCAAGCCGAUAGUUGUUGGCUUGUGAGAGUGCAAGAGCUCCUUUCAGUGUGGUACAGCCCGUACCGAAGAUUCAAGCAGUUAAAUAUUGUCUUUUAAGAACGUACAAGCUCUUGCACAAGCUGCACUUAUAACACAAGCCGGGUCUGGAUGUGUUGGCUUGUGUGAGGGGAACUAACUCGUGAUACGAUCACAUGAAAAAAAUUACUCGAGACCACGCUUACAAUCAAGAUGGCUGACUCAGAUUAGUGCGCCGUACAAUAAUACGAUACUAGACCACGUGACAGGCGCUCGACUCUCGUGUACAAACAAAUAAAGAAAUCCGAUCGUGCCAUAAUGUGGCUAAACACGUUGUGUAAGCCAUACAAAAAAACAAAAAAUACUAAUUUUGCAUCGCCCGGUGCGGCCAAUUUGUUGCUUGGCAGGACAGUUUGUUUGCUCUGUUCUAGAGGGUUAUCCGUGGCAUCUCGUGACCUUCUUUGGUAAAAUGUUAUGGACUUUCUCCUCGUCCCCCUCAACAUCCCCACCUCUCUCCCUCCCCUCCCCCCUAUCACCAUCAAUGCCAUAUAUGAUAAUUGGGAAACCAGUUAACUGCGUCCAAUUUAUCAAAUUAUUAUCUCACAUCGAACAGACGCCUUAAAAACUGUGCAAGGACAAUGGCUUCAAAGAAACUCUUAUGCUUUCUUAUCGUCUAUUUCUUUGCCUUGGGAAGUGCUACCUACUGUAACGACGACAACGAUUGUUUCAAAAGUGAGUCCUGUUGUUCAGAUAAAGUCUGUAGACAGAGAUGUUACUACUGUUCGUACGACUACCAGUGUGGAACGAAUGAGCAAUGCUGUAAUAACAAAUGAACCCGUAGUUCGUCCACUUGUUCCUGUUCUUACGACUACCAGUGUCAAAUUAGCGAGCAGUGCUGUAAUAGCAAAUGCAUCAGUAGUUCGUCUUCUUGUACCUGUUCGUACGACUACCAAUGUGGAUCGAGCAAGAAAUGCUGUAAUGGCAAAUGCAUUAGUAGUUUGUCUUCUUGUUCCUGUUCGUAGGACUACCAAUGUGGAUCGAGCAAGAAGUGCUGUAAUAGCAAAUGCAUUAGUAGUUCGUCUUCUUGUUACUGUACGUACGACUCCGAUUAUGACAUUGGAGAGGAUUGUUGUGGGGGAGUUUGUUCGUCAUCAUACUGUGGUUGGAGUGGCGGAGCUAUUGCAGGCGCUAUUAUCGGCACAAUUAUAUUCUUCGCCAUCAUCAUUUCCAUUGUGUCCUGUCUCUGCUGUGCUUGUUGCCCGUACUACCGCUGUCGUACACCCGGUACUGUGGUCGUCACCGGCCAACAGCCACAACAACAAAUGGUCUCAACUCACACACACUUGACGACGCAACAAGUAUAUGUUCCUCCGUCGGUGAACUACAAUCAGCCUCCUCCAGUUGGUUACAACCUGCCUGCUGAAGGCUUUAGUCAGGCACCUCCGCCUUACCUGAGCUAUCCACCGCCACCAAACCAAUAUCCUCCACCGCCGGGACAAGCU